AUGGAAGGGGGGUUAAGAAAGCGAACGACAUCACUGAAAAGGGUACGAAAGCCCACAAUACGAAGAAAAAACAGUUCUGAAGAUAAUCAGGUAGUGCCAUGGGAGACUCGUAGCAUAGCUCUUCUUUUGUGUGCUGCAGGAUGUGCAGACAUAGUGGCCAUGGCUGCGUUAUCUCCCCUGAUUGUUAUGUUUACCCAGACUCUUUCUAUAACCGUAUUCGAAACAAUCAUAGCUCAAUUGUUAUACCUCGUUCCGCAGAUUUUUAGUACGUUUGUGGCUGAGCGCUUCGCCAUCCGCUUCGGAGGGAUCGUAUUGUAUAGCUUAGCGCUGUUUGCCACAUCAGUAAGCGCUUUUCUUUCAACAGCUGCUCUUCACUACAAGUCGGUACCCAUGUACCUUGUUUCACGCACGGUGGCUGGAUUAUUCAGACACAGCGCCACGGUGAGUGCGGUUGUUGGCCACCAGUACCCGGAGUUCUCGCGCUGUUGUGACGUGAAGCACUUUGCCCCGUAUUUCCUUGGAGUUGCUGUGAUACUCGGUGGCGUCCUGGGGGAUUGGUGGCCUAACAUUGCGGCAAUUAGUGGUGUGAUGGCUUUAGUCGAGUUCAUCACCGCUGUUGCUGUUGGUGUUGUGGCCUUUAUUUUCGCACGUACCCCCAAAACAGUGCCAACUGCGCAGCGGCAGAGUACCUUGAGGGAAUGGCUGUUGCUACAGCCUGGCAGUAAAAUUGCACACCUCCUCCCCGUUGCACUGUUGGGGUUUUGUGCCUCAAUCGUUCAAUCGCUAUACCCUUCCGUCGAUCGCCGUGUCUUCAAUUUUUCUUACUUGGCGGUGGGAGCUCACAUGAUGGUGGAUACCUUCAUGCAGAUAUUUGUGGCGCCUCUUGUUUUGAGGAGGUACAAGGGAACCCCUCGUGUGCUAGUUUGCUUGUGCUCCUUGCUAUUCUUUCUAAGCAUGUGGGCGAGUUCACGGUUUGCAAAGCAUGGCAUGGGGUUUUACUUUGUUGUGUCGACGCUCUUAACGGACUUGCCGGCUGCCGUGUUGCAAUCGGCUUUUACUGCUUACACCACCAACAGCUUCAAGGAGGCUGAGCGGGAACUGGCGCUGAAGAUGCAAGUUUGUGCGAGGAAGAUUAUGAAGCAGUGGCAGCCUGUACUCUUUAUGGUGAUCCAGAUGCUGCUUCCGGACGAAAAAAAUGUGAACCAACUAGUUGGUGUUCCCCUUGCACUUGGUGUGAUGAUGUUUGUACUCUCAAAUCGUGUCGAUGCGUCGAUGGCUGCAGUUGCGGUUGGUUGUGCUGCGUUUAUAAUAUUCUCACCUAUAGAUGAUGAGGAAAUGAUGGAAAAUCUUUCUUCGAUGCUGCGGUGGGAGUUUCCCACCUUUUUGAUGGGCUAA
Trypanosoma brucei brucei TREU927 is the source of this 1395-nucleotide messenger RNA. RefSeq lists its product as hypothetical. The record is from RefSeq and is a predicted model, not a curated record. Gene Ontology annotation, biological process: transmembrane transport. Bases 1 to 1395 code for a protein of 464 amino acids. Gene Ontology annotation, molecular function: transmembrane transporter activity. The transcript has a single exon. Lineage: Eukaryota; Euglenozoa; Kinetoplastea; Trypanosomatida; Trypanosomatidae.